Cladocopium goreaui is the source of this 846-nucleotide messenger RNA. The record is from the annotation of a GenBank genome assembly. NCBI's taxonomy places the organism in Eukaryota, Dinophyceae, Suessiales, Symbiodiniaceae.
AUGGAUUCUUCGCCUGCACGAGGCUUAUGCAUUACCGAGGGCCAGGACAUCCGCAUUUGUCAUGGCUGUGCAGGGAACGCCCAGUGGCCAGAUUUUUUUGGACGAUCUUGGCUGUUACCAGACUGGGCGUUGCUCUUCAUGCGCUCCUGUGCGGCCACUUUUUUUGCAAUCACCCUGGUGCUGGAUGGGCUAACGACCAAAGAUGGUCUGAGAUUUUUCAUCUACUUGACCCGGUGGAGCUUUAUUUUGGAGACCUUGUACUUUUGCAUUGCGACAUGGGUCACUUUCCAAGCACGAAGAACCUCCAAGAGGUCUUCAAGCGAUCGGCAAGCCACUCAGGACAGCCGACUUCCAAGAUCGGUGCAAGCGAUGUCGUUGCUGUGGACUCUCACCUUCCCCAUCUCGGUGUUGGUUUGCUUGGCCUUUUGGACAUUGAUCAAUCCCUUGUGGGAUUUGAGAAUGCCUCCGAGCUUCGUUUUGAUUACUGAGCAUUUCAUCAACAUGCUGAUCUUCAUCGCUGAAUUUCUCGUCAACCGAAAUGUGUUCUAUCUCAAGCACGGCAUCAUUCUCUACAUCUAUGCCUUAUUGUAUAGUAUUUGGAGCCUAAUCCAUUUCAUUGCGAAAGUUGGUGUCGCCCCAGCGAUGGCAUGUCAGGAUUACCCCUUGGAUGAGUGUCCAAUCUAUCCUGUGCUUGAUUGGCAUCAUCCCGUGAGGACAAUUAUAGUGGUGUUAGGGGUGACUUUGGCAACUCUGAUGCUGCAGCUCCUCAUUUGGAAAUGCACUCACAAACGUGACCAACGAUUUCUCGGAUCCGGAUCAGGGGGUCUCAUGGAUCCAGAGAUUUGA